AUGCAAAAUUUCUCUGUGAGUAACGGUUCUACUCUGGAGGUGGUGCAGUCCAACAUUGCAAUCCGCACAGUUUCUCCACGGGAGCCCUCAGCGAAAGUUCUUUUUUCUGCCAUGAGGGGGUCAACUGACAGUUUAGUUUCUGACAGAAUCAAAGUUGACGAACAGGCUACUGGCUUGAAAACUGAUGAUCGUACAGAAAUUCAGAUACUCGUCAAUAUUACAAGUACCAAUUUCACUGGAAGAGAAAGAGUUGGCUUUGUGCUGUAUCAAAAUGACAAACUUUUCCCAUCAAAAAUCUACAAAACUCAACUGGAAGAAAACUAUAGUAAUCGAAUCAUUUCCAGCAACGUUAAUGGAACAGUGGUCAAUAAUGUUAAGAUAGCUUUAAACCCACAGCCCAAUCCGCAGUACAACAGAUCAGAAUUUUGGCUACACAACUACGCAUGUGUAUUUUGGAAUUACUCGCUAGAUGACUGGGAUACCGCAGGAUGCAUAAAAGAGACAGACUCAUCAAAGUUAUUGACAUGCAGCUGUAACCACACAACUAAUUUUGCAUUAUUAAUGAGCUUCAGGAUCAAUUAUAAAUAUGCAAGACCUCUAGAGAUGUUGUCGUAUAUUGGUUGCGGCCUGUCCAUUGCCAGCCUGUCUUGUACCAUUGUGUUUCAGAUUCUAAUCAGGAAACACCGGAAAACCUCUAUCACCUUGAUGGAUGUGAGCCUCUGUUCAGCUAUGCUGAUUUUUAACAUCAUCUUUGUUUCUGGAAUUGAAAACACAAAUGCCAACAAGACGGUUGACAAAAACUCUGCUGCCAACGUCAUGCUCCAGUCCGAUAAGGAAGGCCCUCCUGCAAAUGACUGGUGUACAGCUGUCGCCGCUUUGCUGCAUUAUUUCCUACUGGCAACUUUUAUGUGGACUGGUCUCAAUGCUGUACAGAUGUACUUGCUAUUCGUAGAACAACAGCGACCUCUGUUUCAACACUAUAAUGCAAUCAUGUCAUUAAUUGGAUGGGGAGUCCCAGCAUUAUUUGUUAGCAUAACACUGGGAGCAACCUACAGUAACUCAAACUACCGGCAGGAAGAAUUUUGCUGGCUUGCAGUGCUUGAUUCGCACCAGAACUUCUCCGCUGAGAAACCUUUGUUAUGGGCAUUCCUAUUUCCAGUGGCAUUCAUCCUUCUGUUCAAUAUAUUUGUGUUUGGGAGGACCAUUAUUUCUGUGAUAUGGAAGGAAAACAAGAAAUUGACAAGCACCAAAAAGACGUCCGUUGUGAAGAAAAUACUUGCAACUAUUUCUAUAGCCAUUACCCUUGGAAUCACCUGGAUCUUGGGAUAUCUGAUGCUAAUAGACCAUGAGAAAACAAACAUUGUUUUCAGUUACGUGUUCUGUAUUUUCAGUGCUACACAGGGACUUCAGAUCUUUGUUUUUCAAGUUCUCAGAACGACAAUAUUCAGAAACAAAGUUACUGAUGUUUUUGAAGCCUUUCAACAUACUAAGAUAGGAAGAGCCUUGAAUCCGAGGUCUUAUUUCCUUUUAGGAAUCCUUAACAAAAGGAACCCAUCUGAGUUCUUUAAAACUACUGAUUCUACAAGACAAGUUGAUAAGCUCUCCCUGGCGGGCAAUUUUGAAGAGCAAUAG
This is a messenger RNA of Euleptes europaea (tarantolino), 1632 nucleotides long. RefSeq names its product adhesion G protein-coupled receptor G7 (gene ADGRG7). The transcript is spliced from 10 exons. Gene Ontology annotation, biological process: G protein-coupled receptor signaling pathway; cell surface receptor signaling pathway. The record is from RefSeq and is a predicted model, not a curated record. Gene Ontology annotation, cellular component: membrane. The coding region runs from base 1 to 1632 and encodes 543 amino acids. Gene Ontology annotation, molecular function: G protein-coupled receptor activity. NCBI's taxonomy places the organism in Eukaryota, Metazoa, Chordata, Lepidosauria, Squamata, Sphaerodactylidae.